CGACGCAACAGCCUCCUCCCUCUUCUCCUCUCCAUUGAUCCACACGCAGGAUCCAUCCAGCAGCCAUGAUGAGGACCAGCCCCCUCCUCGCCUUUCUCGCCGUCGCAUCCGUCCUCUGCGCCGCCGCCACGCCCGCCGCGGCGCUCGGCGCGGAAUGGAAGUCGAUCAAGAACGUCACCGACCCGCAUAUCCAGGAGCUCGGCGCGUGGGCGGUGGCGGAGCACGGCAAGGUGGCCAACGACAGGCUGAGGUUCAGGAAAGUGGUGGACGGAAAGCUGCUGGUCUUGGUUGGCGUGACCUAUCUGCUCGAUGUGGACGCGGUGAGGCUCGACGGCAAGGACGCCGUGUAUAAGGCGAAGGUGUAUGAGCAGGACACGAGUCGCAAGCUCAUCUCGUUCCAGCCUGCUUCCAACUGCCUUCUCCUCCUCGUCGCUGUUGCUGGCAUCGUCUUGGUUUAUCCCGUCGCCACAUCUGCCCAGCAACCUUGGACUCCGAUCGAGGGCAUCGAGUCAGCAUACUACCAGGAGCUCAGUGCGUGGGCGGUGUCUGAGCACGUCAAGCAGGCACACGACGAUCUCAGGUACAGCAAGGUGACAAGUGGCGAGGAGCAAAAACUACCGAAUGGCGAGAAGGACCGCCUCUUCAUCGUCGCGGUGGACGGCAAUGGCAAGGAUGGCAAGUAUCAGGCGGUGGUCGUCGUGGAUAAGACUUCGCGGAGGCUUGAAUCCUUUGCUCCGAUCGCUAAACACAAACCCCAGCAGCUAGCCAUGAAGACCAGCCUCCUCCUCCUCCCCGUCGCCGCCGUCCUUUGCGCUAUCACUGCGCCCAUCAAGUCGUCGCCCUUGCCCGGAGGAUGGGCACCAAUCCCUGACAUCGACAAGCCAGAGAUCCAGGAGCUCGGCCAGUGGGCAGUGGCAGAGCACGUGAAGCAGGCGAAAGACGGUCUCAAGUUCACCAAGGUGGUGAAGGGCGAGGUGCAGGUCGUGGCAGGCUUCAACUACAGGCUCGACAUCCACGCCAAGAACAGCGACGGCGUGGACGGCGCGUACAGGACGGUGGUGUGGGAGCUGCCUACCAACGGACGCAGGCUCAUCUCUUUCACCAAAGCCAACUGAGCGUGCGUCGGGCGAAC
Molecule: messenger RNA, 1132 nt
Organism: Brachypodium distachyon (stiff brome)
Lineage: Eukaryota; Viridiplantae; Streptophyta; Magnoliopsida; Poales; Poaceae
Exons: 3
Coding region: 66-1115 (349 amino acids)
Molecular function (GO): cysteine-type endopeptidase inhibitor activity
Source: RefSeq, a predicted model, not a curated record